Thermothelomyces thermophilus ATCC 42464 is the source of this 876-nucleotide messenger RNA. Its product is annotated as carbohydrate esterase family 1 protein. Gene Ontology annotation, molecular function: hydrolase activity. The transcript is spliced from 3 exons. Gene Ontology annotation, cellular component: extracellular region. The record is from RefSeq and is a predicted model, not a curated record. NCBI's taxonomy places the organism in Eukaryota, Fungi, Ascomycota, Sordariomycetes, Sordariales, Chaetomiaceae. Bases 1 to 876 code for a protein of 291 amino acids.
AUGCUGGUUCGCUCGUUCCUCGGGUUCGCCGUCUUGGCGGCAACAUGCCUCGCCGCCUCGCUGCAGGAGGUCACCGAGUUUGGAGACAACCCGACCAACAUUCAGAUGUACAUCUACGUGCCCGAUCAGCUGGACACCAACCCCCCAGUGAUCGUUGCGCUCCAUCCCUGCGGCGGAAGCGCCCAGCAGUGGUUCAGCGGGACCCAGCUGCCGUCGUAUGCCGACGACAACGGCUUCAUCCUCAUCUACCCUAGCACGCCGCACAUGAGCAACUGCUGGGACAUCCAGAACCCGGACACCCUGACCCACGGCCAGGGCGGCGACGCGCUGGGUAUCGUCAGCAUGGUCAACUACACCCUCGACAAGCACUCGGGCGACAGCUCGCGCGUGUACGCCAUGGGCUUCUCGUCCGGCGGCAUGAUGACCAACCAGCUCGCCGGCUCGUACCCGGACGUGUUCGAGGCCGGCGCCGUGUACUCGGGUGUGGCCUUUGGUUGUGCUGCGGGCGCCGAAUCUGCUACGCCGUUCAGUCCCAACCAGACCUGCGCCCAGGGCCUACAGAAGACAGCGCAGGAGUGGGGCGACUUUGUCCGGAAUGCCUAUGCGGGAUAUACCGGGCGGCGGCCGCGGAUGCAGAUCUUCCACGGGCUUGAAGACACUCUCGUCAGGCCGCAGUGCGCCGAGGAGGCGCUCAAGCAGUGGUCCAACGUCCUGGGCGUCGAGUUGACGCAGGAGGUGAGCGGAGUGCCGUCCCCCGGGUGGACCCAGAAGAUCUAUGGCGACGGGACGCAGCUGCAGGGAUUCUUUGGCCAGGGCAUCGGCCAUCAGUCGACAGUGAACGAGCAGCAGCUGCUCCAGUGGUUUGGCUUGAUCUGA